This is a messenger RNA of Mya arenaria, 4587 nucleotides long. Its product is annotated as SCO-spondin-like. NCBI's taxonomy places the organism in Eukaryota, Metazoa, Mollusca, Bivalvia, Myida, Myidae. The record is from RefSeq and is a predicted model, not a curated record. Gene Ontology annotation, cellular component: membrane. The transcript has 30 exons. Bases 314 to 4549 code for a protein of 1411 amino acids.
CAUGACUUAUUCCGGCAAGCUCGGAAAUAGCCGACUAAUGUCCGAAUGCCUCACGACAAAAGGAAAUAAUUGCUGCAGGGAAACCUUUUAGUUUUUUGUCCCUUUUGCUCCAAAUGCCCAAGAUCGGUGGAUUCAUUUAAAAAUAAAACAGUCCGUGAUCUCUUUUAUUUUUAUUACAUUUUCACAGAAAUUAGAGGCAGCGGGUUUGUCAAUCCUUUAAUUAAAGUUAUGACGGCCUUACUUAUGUAGAGCUGUGUAUUUUCUUCAAUUAUGCAAGGUUUUAUAAGAUAGCAUCAGAUCGUGAUCAAAUAGCAUGGCGACAUUUAUAACAGUUAUAGCUCUCCUUUUGUUGUUCAUCUCCAAAAAUACAGUGUCUGGCAUUUCCUGUCUACAUUGUGGUAAUGGAGUCUCGGAUCUGGCAUACUGCAACAGGAUAGUGGAGUGUCCGGCAAACGAGAUAUGUUAUGUGGAGCAAUAUUGGCUGUCAAAAGAUACGGUGGCGCAGUACAGAGCAGGAUGCAUGCCAAUUCAGGAGUGCGAGGCGUCUAAAUGUCAAAACAAAACGUCUGGUGGCCAUGACCGCGCGUGCAUGGAGUGUUGCUAUGGUGAUCGAUGUAACAUAAAGGGAUGUAAUUCCAGCAUAGACGGAAAAGAUGGCACCGUAUUGAAUUGCUAUGAUUGCGAUGGACUUCAAAGCAACGAUCAUUGCUCUACAGUUACAAGUUGUCCGAGAGACAAUGAGAUGUGCCUGUUCCAACAUUUUCCUGCAACACAAACGUUUAAUGUGAAAUGUGUCAAGAUAGCUCACUGCAAGGUGCUGGACACAGCGUAUGAGCACGUUGAGCCAGAAAACAGAGCGGCCCAUUGUUGUAACACCACGCUAUGUAACUGGCAACAACCUGGCGAGAAUACAACGGUCCCAAAACCAGACUUAGCUGAUGGCGCUUGGAGUAAUUGGUUACCAUGGACACAAUGUGACGUCACGUGUGGUCAUGGCAACAGACAGCGAUCACGCACCUGUUCCAAUCCGGCACCGUCGAAAUGCGGGCUAGACUGUGUUGGGAACACCACGGAAACUGGCGAUUGUGCUGGCACUGCCUGUCCGGCCUUCUGGAUGGAAUGGGCGAACAGUAACUGUCCGGUCACGUGUGGUGUCGGCAAUGUUUGGCGCAUGCGCGCAUGCAGCACCGGAAAUGACGCAGACUGUCCUGGUGACUUCGGAGAAUUCUAUGCAUGCGACGAAGGACCAUGUGAUGUUGACGGUGCUUGGAGUAACUGGUUAUCGUGGACGCAGUGUGACGUCACAUGUGGUCAUGGCUACAGACAGCGGUUACGUAACUGCUCCAACCCGGAACCAUCGGAUGGCGGGCUAGACUGUGUUGGGAAUGUCACAGAAACCGGAGAUUGCUCUGGCACCGCAUGUCCGGCUUUUUGGUUGGAGUGGGCGAACACUAAUUGUCCGGUCACGUGUGGUGUCGGCCAUGUUUGGCGCAUGCGCUUAUGCAGCACCGGACAUGAUGCUGACUGCAUCGGGGAUUUUGGAGAAUUACAUACAUGUGAUAGUGGGCCAUGUGCAGUCGACGGCGGUUGGGAGGUUUGGAACGAUUGGUCCAACUGUGACGUCACAUGUGGUCAUGGUCACAAACAAAGAACGCGCACCUGUUCUAAUCCCACGCCUGCUCAUGGGGGACACAAUUGCACUGGGAAAGACGCCGAAACUGCCUCGUGUAACUUGGAGAAAUGCCCAGUUGAUGGUGGUUGGGAAAUUUGGGGUGAUUGGUCGAAUUGUGACGUCACUUGUGGUCAUGGCAAUAAGCAAAGAAUUCGCAAUUGUUCCAAUCCCACGCCUGCGUAUGGGGGACAUAACUGCAUUGGGAUUGAAAGCGAAACGACAUCAUGUGACUUGGCAAAAUGUCCAGUCUGGUCGCCAUGGUUUGACACGGGAUGCUCUAAAACUUGCGACAAUGGAACCAAAACGCGUGUUCGCCACUGCAGCUCGGGGCACUCCGAGGACUGUUCAGGGAAAUUCACAGAAACUGUGCACUGCUUUGAAAGACAUUGUGCUGUCCACGGCGGCUGGGACCUUUGGGUUGCUUGGACCAACUGUGACGUCACAUGCGGUCAUGGCUACAAGCAAAGGGCACGCAACUGUUCUAAUCCCUCACCUGCUUAUGGGGGAAACAAUUGCACUGGGGGAGAAGCCGAAACGGCACCAUGUCAAAUGCCAAAAUGUCCAGCCUGGUCGUCAUGGUUUGAAACUAGCUGCUCAGUGACGUGUGGCAAUGGAACAAAAACGCGUGUCCGCCAUUGCAGCACGGGACAUUCUGAGGACUGUCCGGGAAACUCCACAGGAGUUAUUGACUGCUUCGAGCAACAUUGUCCGGUAAACGGCAAAUGGGCAACUUGGGUUAACUGGAGUAGCUGUGACGUCACGUGUGGUCAUGGAAGCAGAGAACGCACGCGCACUUGCUCUAACCCUCAACCGUUAUAUGGUGGGCUGAACUGUACUGGUGACGAACACGAAAUUGAGUCAUGUACUAUGAAAAUAUGCCCGGCAUGGACGUCAUGGUUUAACGGUGCCUGUUCGGUAACAUGUGGUAACGGAACGAUGACACGCAUGCGCCACUGUAACACCGGCCACAGGGAAGACUGUCCAGGGCACUUUCAAAUGACCGUGGAUUGUUAUAAACCACAUUGUCCAGUUGCGGGAAACUGGAGCGAGUGGGUCACGUGGUCAACUUGCAGCGCCACCUGUAAUGGCGGCCUUGAACACAGAAACCGGUCCUGUUCCAACCCUGCACCGCAAUAUGGUGGUCAGGACUGUGUCGGGAAUGGCACCGAGUCCAAGACAUGCUUUCUAGCACCUUGUCCUGUUGCGGGAAACUGGGGCGAGUGGGUCACGUGGUCAACUUGCAGCGCCACCUGUAAUGGCGGCCUGGAACACAGAAACCGGUCCUGCUCCAACCCCGCACCGCAGUUUGGUGGUCAUGACUGUGUCGGGAAUGGCACCGAAUCCAAGACAUGCUUUCUAGCACCUUGUCCUGUUGCGGGAAACUGGGGCGAGUGGGUCACGUGGUCAACUUGCAGCGCCACCUGUAAUGGCGGCAUGGAACACAGAAACCGGUCCUGCUCCAACCCCGCACCGCAGUUUGGUGGUCAUGACUGUGUCGGGAAUGGCACCGAGUCCAAGACAUGCUUUCUAGCACCUUGUCCUGUUGCGGGAAACUGGGGCGAGUGGGUCACGUGGUCAACUUGCAGCGCCACCUGUAAUGGCGGCAUGGAACACAGAAACCGGUCCUGCUCCAACCCCGCACCGCAGUUUGGUGGUCAUGACUGUGUCGGGAAUGGCACCGAGUCCAAGACAUGCUUUCUAGCACCUUGUCCUGUUGCGGGAAACUGGGGCGAGUGGGUCACGUGGUCAACUUGCAGCGCCACCUGUAAUGGCGGCCUGGAACACAGACACCGGUCCUGCUCAAACCCCUCACCACAGUAUGGUGGUCAGGACUGUGACGGGAAUGGCACCGAGUCCAAGACAUGCUUUCUAACUCACUGUCCUGUUGCGGGAAACUGGAGCGAGUGGGUCACGUGGUCAACUUGCAGCGCCAGCUGUAAUGGCGGUCUGGAACACAGAAACCGGUCCUGCUCCAACCCCGCACCACAGUAUGGUGGUCAAGACUGUGACGGAAAUGGCACCGAGUCCAAGACAUGCUUUCUAACACACUGUGCUGUUGAUGGGCAAUGGUCAGAAUGGAACAAGUGGUCGGCGUGUGACGUCACAUGUGAAGGUGGUCACAAGCACCGCACGCGCUCAUGCACACAACCCCCACCUUCAUACGAUGGACAGAACUGCACGGACGAAGACAAUCAGACAAGCACGUGUACUUUAUCUGCGUGUCCUACCUGGUCUGAUUGGUUCAAGUCCGGAUGUGACGUCACUUGUGGGACUGGUACCGAAUCUUUCUUACGGGUUUGUUCGUCCGGGCAUGAUGAAGAUUGUUAUGGUGACGCCUUCUCUUCUCACGAAUGUUACCAGCUGCCGUGUGGCCCUUAUGAUGAAGCUGUGGCUUGCACUUUUGACACGAUGUGUAACUGGGGAACCGUUGACACGGGCGAUGCCGCCGACAGCUGGGCACUCGAACAUGGAACUGACCACACAAACAAUUCAGGGUCAUUUAUAUCGAUCGGUUCGUCCACGAGCGUUGCUGGAACUAACAGCCACGGAGUAAGAUUACGGAGCCCAAAGUUACCACCCACGGACCCUAGUGGAAACUGUUUGCACUUCUGGUAUAAGCUAGACGCAGGGGUAGGGGAUCAAAGUCUAAAUAUUUACAAGACGGGAAACGUGAGCACUACAGAAAGCAGUCUUUGGGUAUCUAGAAAUGCUGGCAAAAAUACUUGGCUACUUGGCCAAGCUGAUAUAACUGCACAUCAGGAUUACUUCAUUAUAAUUGAAGGCACACUGUCCCAGACAACAAAAAGCAUUUCACUAGACGAUGUUUUAAUGACAAGCGGAGCCUGUCCGCAAUCUGGCCUUGUUAUCAUUGGAUAAAUAGACACUGAAUUAGCUUCAUAGCCAGCUUUAUAUUG